AUGGUCACCAUCACCGAUGCUCACGAGGACUUGAUCCAUGAUGCGGUGCUAGAUUAUUAUGGAAAGAGGUUGGCCACUGCCUCGUCCGAUAAAACCAUCAAGAUCUUUGAAAUUGAAGGUACUGAAAACUACCGGUUAGUGGAGACCUUGGUGGGCCAUGAUGGCCCAGUGUGGCAGGUUGCAUGGGCUCAUCCCAAGUUUGGAUCUAUUUUGGCAUCAUGUUCAUACGAUGGAAAGGCUAUUAUCUGGAAGGAGCAGCCUGAAACCCAGCAAUGGUCUAUCAUCGCCGAACACACCGUUCACCAGGCUAGUGUCAACUCUGUAUCUUGGGCCCCUCACGAACUUGGUGCGUUGUUGUUAUGUACGUCGUCUGAUGGAAAAGUUUCUGUUGUGGAAUUUAACGAGGACGGAACGACGUCGCAUGUCGUGUUUGAUGCACAUGCUAUUGGAGUUAACUCGGCAUCUUGGGCACCAAUUAGUGGUACCAAAGACAACACUGGCGCCACCCUGCGCCGAUUUGUAUCGUGUGGAUCGGACAACUUGGCCAAAAUCUGGAAGUUCGAGCCCGAGGUUGGCAACUACGUCCUCGAGACUACGUUGGAGGGCCAUACUGACUGGGUGAGAGAUGUAUGCUGGUCACCAUCUGUGUUGGUUCGCUCAUAUAUUGCCACGGCCUCGCAGGACCGUACAGUGCUUAUCUGGUCGCAGAGCAGCCUGGGUGAGUGGCAGAAACAGCUCUUGACCGAGGAGAAGUUCCCUGAUGUAUGCUGGAGAGCCUCGUGGUCGUUGUCUGGUAACAUCUUAGCGGUUUCCGGAGGAGACAAUAAGGUCAGCUUGUGGAAGGAGAACUUACAGGGCAAGUGGGAGUCUGCUGGAGAGGUUGAUCAAUAG
This is a messenger RNA of Sungouiella intermedia, 891 nucleotides long. The record is from the annotation of a GenBank genome assembly. Lineage: Eukaryota; Fungi; Ascomycota; Pichiomycetes; Serinales; Metschnikowiaceae.